UACCCCCUUCCUCUCUCUCCUCUCUCUCUCUCUCACCAACCCCAAUUCUCCCCCGCUAUAUAUCUCCCACCAUUUCCAUCCCCAUCCCCAUCGUCUCACAACGGCAGCACAAGAAACCAAAAACAAAACCAACCAAACAGUCUUAAGCUCCAAGGUUUGCUGCAAUGGCGGGGUGGGUGGUAUGGGGCGUGUGGAUCACAAUGGCUAUGGUGGCCCUGAAAUGGGCUUUGCGUCGUGUCAAUUACUGGCUUUACGAAGCGAAAUUGGGUCCUAAAAGAUUCAACCUUCCCCCAGGUGAUAUGAGCUGGCCUGUCAUUGGCAACAUGUGGCACUUCCUUCGAGCCUUCAAGUCCAACAAUCCUGACUCUUUCAUCUCCUCCUUCAUUCGCAGAUUUGGGAACACGGGGAUGUACAAAGUGUUCAUGUUCGGGAACCCCAGCAUUAUUGUAACAUCGGCGGAAGGUUGCCGGAAAGUUCUCUCCGACGACGAGGGAUUCAGGCCCGGCUGGCCGGCGUCCACCGUGGAGCUCAUGGGAAGGAAGUCGUUCGUCGGAAUUUACGACGAGGAGCACAAGUGGCUGCGGAAAUUGACGGCGGCGCCGGUGAACGGACACGAAGCUUUGUCUGUUUACAUUACUUACAUCGAGGAGAAUGUCAUUAGGGCUUUGAACGAAUGGUCCAACAUGCGACAAAUCGAAUUUCUUACCGAGCUCCGGGGGCUGACGUUUCGCAUAAUUAUGCACAUUUUCCUUAGCUCUGAGAGCGAGCUCGUGACGAAGGCGUUGGAGAAGGAAUACACGGUGUUAAAUUACGGCGUUAGGGCUAUGAAGAUCAAUUUUCCUGGAUUUGUUUACUACAAUUCACUUAAGGCAAGGAAGAAUCUUGUUGGUGUUGUUCAAUCCAUCGUGACGAAGAGAAGGAUGCUGAGGAGGGAUAGCUCUGCAGCAAAGAAGAAGGAUAUGAUGGAUGCUUUAAUGGAUGUCGAGGACGAUAAGGGUCGAAAAUUGACCGACGAAGAAAUUAUCGAUAUUCUUAUCAUGUAUUUAAAUGCUGGACAUGAAUCUUCCGGACAUAUUACAAUGUGGGCUGCUGUGCUUCUGCAAAAGCAUCCUGAAAUCUUUAAGAAGGCGAAGGCUGAGCAAGAGGAGAUCUUGAAGAAGAGGCCAGCUGGGCAGAAAGGUUUGACACUUCGAGAAAUCCGACAAAUGGAGUAUCUUUCCAAGGUUGUUGAUGAAACUCUUCGUCUUGUCACUUUUUCACUCGUUGUCUUCCGUGAGGCUAAGAAAGAUGUCAAUGUUAGCGGUUACCUUAUACCCAAGGGAUGGAAAGUGUUGGUUUGGUUUAGGGACGUUCAUUAUGACCCCGAGACAUACCCUGACCCCAUGAAGUUCGAUCCUUCCCGUUGGGAUGAUUUUACCCCGAAAGCUGGGCAAUUCCUCCCGUUCGGCGCCGGAAGCAGACUCUGCCCCGGAAACGACCUGGCCAAGCUCGAGAUUUCCAUCUUUCUACACCAUUUUCUCUUGAACUAUGAGCUGGAGAGGUUUAAUCCGGAUAGCCCGCUGAUGUAUUUGCCGCACACAAGGCCGAAGGACAAUUGCCUUGGGAGGAUCCGAAGAGUCUCCUCUGUGGCUUAGAUUUUGCUUUGCUUUUGCUGUUGCUGUUGGAACUGCUUCUGCAAUAAGUGAUUUGGAAUGAAGUUUGGUGUCUGUUUGUUUUUGUUUCAGUUUCAGUUUCUGUUUGGGUCUGUCGUUCUGUGGGAUGAUGGUUUGGUGUCUAGCUGGUGAUGUGUUGUGUAUCUAUCUAGCUACUGUUUAUUACCGUCUCAAUAAAAGUAUGGUUAGCUUUCUUUGAUUUC
Molecule: messenger RNA, 1855 nt
Organism: Andrographis paniculata
Lineage: Eukaryota; Viridiplantae; Streptophyta; Magnoliopsida; Lamiales; Acanthaceae
Product: ent-kaurenoic acid oxidase 1-like
Exons: 8
Coding region: 165-1634 (489 amino acids)
Biological process (GO): multicellular organism development; brassinosteroid homeostasis; sterol metabolic process
Cellular component (GO): endoplasmic reticulum
Molecular function (GO): iron ion binding; ent-kaurenoic acid monooxygenase activity; heme binding
Source: RefSeq, a predicted model, not a curated record